UAUGGUGGGAAGCCGAAAGGAGAAACAGAAACCCUUUGCAUUGAGAUUGAAAUUUCAAAUUUCAAUGACACACAGUUUGAAGCAUUCGGUGGAUUUGGAGGGCAGUUAUAACAAUCGACCGUCCAAGUUAUCUAAAAUCGAGCAUCCCAGUCACAUUGAAGAAGAAGAAGAAGAAGAAGAAGAGAUGAAUCAAAACCCUAAAAAUGGGAUUCAACGCUAUUUGUUUGCAAUCGAGUAUAUCGGCACUCGCUUCUCCGGUUCUCAGAAGCAGCUCACUUGCCGUACCGUCGUUGGAGCUCUCGAGGAAGCUUUUGCUAAAUUUGUUGGCCAGCCCGUCUCUGUCUCCUGUUCAAGUAGAACUGAUGCUGGAGUUCAUGCUUUGUCAAAUGUUUGUCAUGUGGAUAUUCAACGGACCAGCAAAAGGAAGCCCGGUGAAGUGUUGCCACCUCAUGAACCUGCUGUAGUUGGAAGGGCUGUAAACCAUUUCUUGCAGAAGCAUGACAGUGACUUAACGAUUAUUGAUGUUCGACGUGUUCCGUCUGAUUUUCAUGCCAGAUUUAAAGCACAAGAGCGAACAUACUUCUAUCGUUUGCUAUCUGGGCCAGAGCCUUUGUCAACCUUUGAGAAAGAUCGAGCAUGGCAUGUAUGUGAGGAUCUUAAUGUUCCAGCUAUGCAAGAAGCAUGCAGGGUUCUUGUUGGAUGCCAUGAUUUUAGUUCCUUCAGGGCAGCUGGUUGUCAGGCAAAAUCACCAAUUAGAACUUUGGAUGAACUCAGUGUCACCGAGGUAAUUGAAAGUCCAUAUUUCCCAUCUGUAAUGGAUAGAGAACGACAUAAUAAAGUUAGUAGUGAUCUUCGUGGCUACCCUAGCAACUCUGAAACUGACAUUUCUCCUAGUUCAAGUCCAUGCAUUGAUAAAGUAACGACUUCAAGUGAAGAUGUAGGAUUUGGCAAACGAAGACGACAUCGUUGCCUGGUGGUAACAGCACGAGCACGGUCCUUUCUUUACCACCAGGUUAGAUUACUUGUGGGUGUUCUCAAGGCUGUUGGCAGUGGAAACUUGACAAUUCCGGACGUUGAAAGAAUUUUGAAUGCCAAGAAUGUUACUUCCGCAAGUCCAAUGGCCCCAGCAUGCGGUCUUUACUUGGGAGAGGUGAAAUAUGAUCUGCCUACAACUUAGUUUACUCAAAGCACAAAGCUUAUGUAGGAGUCAAUCCAAUGGAUAAAUUUUGUCCCAUUGUAUGAACUUAACUUUAUCAUUCCUUUACUUUAUUUCUUUAAAAUUAAAAAAAAAGGCUUUUAAAAUAAAGAAAAAACCUUCUCAAACCA
Molecule: messenger RNA, 1326 nt
Organism: Vigna radiata var. radiata (mung bean)
Lineage: Eukaryota; Viridiplantae; Streptophyta; Magnoliopsida; Fabales; Fabaceae
Product: tRNA pseudouridine synthase A
Exons: 10
Coding region: 2-1177 (391 amino acids)
Biological process (GO): tRNA pseudouridine synthesis
Molecular function (GO): pseudouridine synthase activity; RNA binding
Source: RefSeq, a predicted model, not a curated record